Glycine soja is the source of this 1960-nucleotide messenger RNA. RefSeq names its product probable UDP-3-O-acylglucosamine N-acyltransferase 2, mitochondrial. NCBI's taxonomy places the organism in Eukaryota, Viridiplantae, Streptophyta, Magnoliopsida, Fabales, Fabaceae. The transcript has 11 exons. Bases 2 to 847 code for a protein of 281 amino acids. The record is from RefSeq and is a predicted model, not a curated record. Gene Ontology annotation, biological process: lipid A biosynthetic process.
UAUGACUAUGGCUGUAACUGUAAGGAGGGUACUUGCCUUUGCUUCUUCCUCUUCAGCCCCUUUUUUCAAUCUCAAUCAAAAUGCAAACUUGCGCUAUAUUCUCCCUUCUCCUCGUCAUCUCUCCGCAUUUUCAGAGGAUGGUUCUGUUGCUGAUAAAUUUCACAAGUGGCAUAAUGGAGGUGGCACUCUCCACGAGUCAGCUUCCAUUGACUCCACAGCACUCGUAGAGGUUGGCGCUGUAGUUCAUUCAGAGUCUAUUGUUGGUCCAAAUGUUCGUAUAGGUUCUGGAACUAUUGUUGGCCCUUCUGUUACAAUUGCUCAUUCAACAAACAUAGGGUAUAAUGUUGCACUUAGUAAUUGCUGUAUAGGUGAUUCAUGUGUAAUCCACAAUGGAGUCUGCAUUGGUCAAGAUGGAUUUGGAUUUUACGUGGAUGGUGACGGUAAUAUGAUAAAGAAGCCUCAGAUGUUAAAUGUAAUAAUAGGGAACAAUGUGGAAAUUGGUGCUAACACCUGCAUUGACAGAGGCAGCUGGCGAGAUACAGUUAUUGGGGACAAUUCAAAAAUAGAUAAUUUAGUUCAGAUUGGCCAUAAUGUAGUAAUUGGGAAGAAUUGUUUGCUUUGUGGACAAGUUGGGAUUGCAGGUUCAGCAACCAUAGGAGAUUAUGUGACUAUGGGAGGAAGGGUAGCAAUACGAGAUCAUGUAUCCAUCAUAUCAAAGGUUCGGCUUGCUGCAGCAAGUUGUGUAACCAAGGACAUCAAAGAACCUGGGGACUAUGGUGGCUUUCCAGCUAUUUCAAUUCACCAAUGGCGGAGACAAGUUGCCAGUAGAUGCCAGGCUCUGGGGUAGAAGCAAGGAUAUGUCCCAUGUACAGUGGAACCAAGAAUCUUUCAAGGUGUUGUAGGGAAAGUAAAGGACGGGGAGGGGAAAAAACCAAUGAAGGAGAUUAGGUCAGUGCCUUAUUUUGGACCUUCCUAGUUUGUUGGAAUUACGGCUACGUGGGUACUUUUUCUUCUUACGUGAGAGCUUCCCCAUCAGAAUCAAUUGGUAGAAUACCUUUGAGGUGUAACCCAUGGAACUUGCUCUUAAUUCCCCAUGUCUUGUAUUGAUAUCUUGUGAUCAAAGCAACUUUUAACUCUGGUUGCAUUUGAGAUGGCAUUUAAGAGAGGUUUGAAUGGUCGAGGUUUGGCAUUAACUGUAUCGGAUACAUCCCGGGUGUUGCCAGUUCCUUGGUGGAAUGAGCCUAUAGUUGUCUCCCCCACAUCAUCCUCUUGCUCCCCAUAUAAGAAACUUAAUAUUGUGUCGUCAUAGUAAAUGCUCGAGUCCUUGUUUGGGUUUUCAAUAUCAAGGUUGUAAAAGAUGGUGUUGUUUUCAUUUGAGUUCGAGGGCUGUCCUAUGGAGAUGAACACAAUGGAGUAGGAGGGGCUCUUGGGUCGUAAGGCCAGCCAUAGGCACAGAACAAUAAGGCUUAAGAGGCCUAUAACUUGCAGGAGCCAUAUGCAGAGACUCUUGACAAAAAUGUUUGAUAUUUGAGAGAGCGCAUUAAUUUCAUUAUAAAGUGGUGAAUGGUGCAGCAAGUUAUUGUAGUUAGGCGCAUAGUACGCGGGAGAGAUUGCAGGCAUCGUUGCUCGAACUUUCAUAUAUCGUUGCUAACCACAGCAGUGGAAGGGACGAAUGAAAAUAUAGUAAUAGGUAGCCUUAAUCUAAUUAAUUGGUCCAAACCAAAAAGAGAGAGGAAUAGCUUAGUGUUGAUUAUAGUUUUUACCUUUUAUUAUUUAUUAUCAGUAUCUGGACUUUUAACAUAAAGGAAACAAAGGCCAGGCCUCUUCAAUAUAACCCUACGGGCUGGACUUUCCUUUUGGGCCUUCGUGAGCCCAUGUUUUGUUGAUCAUGUGAGAGAACAGUACGUGCGUAUGUGGGGUAGUAUGUUUUAUAAUAUCAGUAUGCUUUUCGUGUGAAAUA